This is a messenger RNA of Nematolebias whitei (Rio pearlfish), 1709 nucleotides long. RefSeq names its product cyclin K (gene ccnk). Lineage: Eukaryota; Metazoa; Chordata; Actinopteri; Cyprinodontiformes; Rivulidae. Gene Ontology annotation, molecular function: cyclin-dependent protein serine/threonine kinase activator activity. The record is from RefSeq and is a predicted model, not a curated record. Gene Ontology annotation, biological process: regulation of transcription by RNA polymerase II; positive regulation of DNA-templated transcription, elongation. Gene Ontology annotation, cellular component: cyclin/CDK positive transcription elongation factor complex; nucleus.
CCUUAGAAUGGAGACACAUUUGUUAGCCAAUUUGCUGUGACUAGUUGCGGAUUUUUCUCACUUGUGUCGCUUUUGUGUGGCUGCUUUUCGAGGCAUACAUGAUAAAGUCCAGUGCAGCAGGUCCAUCCACUUCCUCCCCACAAUCAAUGAAGGACUCCAAGGAGACCAGCCAGACUAUUCUGGACCACAUCAAGCCAUGCUGGUACUGGGAUAAGAAGGAUCUAGCCCAUACCCCCUCGCAGUCGGAGGGCCUGGACCCUGGCACAGAGGCUCGGUAUCGGAGGGAGGGAGCCCGCUUCAUAUUCGACGUGGGAACCCGUCUGGGCUUACAUUAUGACACGCUUGCAACCGGCAUCAUCUACUUUCAUCGCUUCUACAUGUUCCACUCCUUCAAGCAGUUCCCAAGAUACGUGACAGGGGCUUGUUGCCUGUUCUUGGCUGGAAAAGUGGAGGAAACUCCAAAGAAGUGUAAAGAUAUCAUCAAAACAGCUCGGAGCUUACUGAAUGAUGUGCAGUUUGCUCAGUUCGGCGAUGAUCCAAAGGAGGAGGUGAUGGUGCUGGAGAGGAUUUUGCUCCAGACCAUUAAAUUUGACCUGCAGGUGGAGCACCCCUACAUGUUCCUGCUGCGCUACGUCAAGCAGCUCAAAGGGGAGAAGAAUAAAGUGUGCAAGGUGUUGCAAAUGGCUUGGACGUUCGUCAACGACAGUCUGUGCACCAUGCUGUCUCUGCAGUGGGAGCCAGAGAUCAUUGCGGUGGCUGUGAUGUACCUGGCAGGCCGUCUGUGUAAAUUUGACAUCCAGGAGUGGACGGCGAAGCAGUCGUCACGCCGCUGGUGGGAGCAGUUCGUCCAGGACGUCCCAGUUGAGCUGCUAGAAGACAUUUGCCACCAGAUCCUGGACCUGUACUCCCAGGGAAACAAGCCCAUUCCUCAGCAGAUACAGGAGAAGGAGCGGACGCCGGCUGCUCCCAUCUCUGCUCCUCCAACACCACAGGGACAGCCCCCAGCCACCAACCCACCUCCCCCACCGCCAAAAAAGACAUCUCCACAAGGUGGCAGCCCUGUGCGCCCGCUCAAACGCUCACACACGUCUCCUAAAGAAGAACCAAAGCCUCCAGAACAAGUGGGGUCAAAGAUUCCAAGACUGGAGAGCCCCAUGCCCCCGCUGCCUGCAGCUCAGCCCCCCCCAGCCCCUCCCACAGAAGCCGAACCAGGAAGUGAAGCUGCACCUCCACCUCCACAUGCCCCACCUCCACAUCAGCCCCCACCCCUUCCCCAUCGGCCCCCUCCGCCCCCCUCCAGCUACAUCAUGUCCACCACCAGCUCCUACAUGUCUGGAGAGGGCUUCCAGAGCCUGCAGUCCAUGAUGAAGACGGAGGGGCCAUCCUACGCCCCCAUGCCACCCAGCUACGCACCCCCAUUACCCCCAUAUCAUCCACACGUUUACCCCCCAGCAGCAGCACCACCUCCAGGCCCCCCGCCUCCUCCCUCCACCUACCCACCGCCCACCUUACCCCCAACAUAUCCACCGCCAGGCUAUAACAGCUACCCCCCCCCGCCCCCUCCACGUAUGCCACCAGGACACGUUCCUCCUCCAGGGAUCGGGCUUCCACCCGCUGGGUAUCCUCCUCCACCUCCCCCAGGACAGUCACAAGUGCCGCUACCCCCACCACCUGGAAUGCCUCUGAAUCGUGGGGGGUGGAUGAGAUGA